Molecule: messenger RNA, 681 nt
Organism: Rhizophagus irregularis DAOM 181602=DAOM 197198
Lineage: Eukaryota; Fungi; Glomeromycota; Glomeromycetes; Glomerales; Glomeraceae
Source: RefSeq, a predicted model, not a curated record
AAUGGGGCGGAAACAGAAAACUACAAAUAAUCUGUUAAAAUCAGUUCCUUUACCAACUGAAACACAGAAAAUAUCCAAAGUAUUAAACUGGCGUGGCAAAAACCUUUUUGAAAUACAAUUUUCCGACGGUAAUACAACCUUAUGUACUUUGCCACCGAAAUUUCGUAAUCUAAUAUGGGUAAAACGAGGAAGUUAUGUUAUAAUAAAUCCAAUAAAUGAAACUGAACGAGUAAAUAAAAUUGGGGGAGAAAUCGAACACGUUUUAUUUCCUGAACAUGUCAAAAAUUUUAAGUCUGAGGGAAUAUGGCCUCAAGAAUUUGAAAUCCAAGAUGAUGAUAAUAAUAAAAUAGUGGAUUCGAGGAAUGAAAAUACAACGAACUCUGAUGAUCUUUUUGUAAAUACUAACCGUCGUGAAAUUGAUUAUGAUACUUCAUCAAGUGAGAACGAAGAAGUAGAUUAACAGAUUAAGUGUAAUAGCGACAAUCAACCUAUAAGGGGAACCUUAUUUAUUAAUCCGGAAAUUAUAAUGGAUUAUUGUUACAUAUUACGUAAUUGACUUUAUUUGGAAUUUAUGAAAGAUUUUCUGGCAACUUUCAAAACCAGAUUUAGCAACUAAAAUAAUCAUGUUCGUGAUCGAUCCUUGAUUUUUUUGGCCUAGCAUUUAUACAAUGUUAAAGAAUU